AUGUCAGACAAAGAAGCGUUAAAAAUAUUCUCAAGACAGCCAGUGUCACAAGAUAUGAUCAACUUUCUAGUUGCAACCACCAAUUCCAUAAUACAAGUCAAACCACUGAAGAGAAACCAGCAUCGCAGAAAACUAUCAUCGGCCUCAUCUUCUAUCAUAGCACCUUACAACCAAACUAUUUCUUUAACCAAUUUUAUUAGAAAUUUAAUAAAUUAUUCCAACGUGCAAACCCCCACAUUGAUGGCCACAAUCGUAUACCUUAACAAACUACGCAAUUUAUUACCUGCUAAUGCCGUAGGGAUGGAAACCACUAGACACCGUAUAUUUUUAAGUGCUUUGAUAGUUGCUGCGAAAUCAUUAAACGAUAGUUCACCAUUAAACAAACAUUGGACAAAAUACACUGAUGGGUUAUUAACUCUUGAUGAAGUUAAUUUAGCUGAACGUGAAUUGUUAAAUAUUUUAGAUUGGAAAACCAACAUUACCAAAGAAGAAUUAAUCAUUAGUCUAUACCCGUUCUUGCAGCCCAUUAUAAGGCAACAUGAAGAAUACGUUCAACACCAACAAUACCAAAUAAGGAUGAUGCAAAAAUCUAAGGCAGUUGGUUCUUCAAACUCGAUUGAAUCGAAAUUGUCAUUACAUUCUUCUAGUUCUUCAGAAUCAUUAUAUUCGGACAACUUGAGUGAAAGCUCUUACAAUAGUAUACCCAUAAAAAAGAAACGCUCCAUGAUGAGUAUAGUAGAUUCUACAAUGAUGUAUAGAAACUAA
Molecule: messenger RNA, 765 nt
Organism: Candida dubliniensis CD36
Lineage: Eukaryota; Fungi; Ascomycota; Pichiomycetes; Serinales; Debaryomycetaceae
Gene: PCL2
Product: cyclin
Exons: 1
Coding region: 1-765 (254 amino acids)
Biological process (GO): regulation of cyclin-dependent protein serine/threonine kinase activity
Cellular component (GO): cyclin-dependent protein kinase holoenzyme complex; nucleus
Molecular function (GO): protein kinase binding; cyclin-dependent protein serine/threonine kinase regulator activity
Source: RefSeq, a predicted model, not a curated record